AUGUACCUCUCCGCGAAACAAGGCAAGUGUUCGAUUCGCGAGUAUGUCCACGACCUCCGCUUCCUUGCCUCCUGCGUGACGAAGAAGUCGUCACUAUGGGAAGACAACAAGGUGAACAUUUUCAUGAAUGGUCUGAACGACACCGCUGCGCGGACGCAGCUGUUCCGGACGUAUCUUUUGACGUUCGAAGACGCUGUCCGCAUCGCCUUCGCCAAAGAUUUCUCGGUUACCCAGACACGCAGGGUGAAGCCGUCUUCCCUGCCGCUGGCUCUUGGCGCAUUACCGCUCAUUCUGAAGCGCGCACGAGCCGCGAGCAUCCUCGCGGACAGGGAAAUGGAAGUCCUCAAUACCCUGUCGGCAUAUCCUGCCUCGGACACAUUGAUACUGUGUCGAAUCGGAAGACAGCCUUCUCGCAUGCUGUCUUUCAGCAGCCGUAUCCCUGGAUACGAACGCCUGUUCCUCGUCCUGGUGGAUUGCGGGGCGUCGGAGAACUAUGCCCGACGCGCUUCGAUUCAAGAGAAUCGCUCGAUUUACGAUGAUUCAGUCCAGCGUGCUCCCGCGCAAUCCGUUGUGCGCGUCAAGACGGCCGACGGCCAAGUUGUCACCUUGCCCAAUGUCGUCGUGGCUCUCGCCACUGUCGUGGAGGGCUUUGCCUUCACUGAGCCCUUCUAUGUCAUCGACUUGGAUGACCGAUGGGAUCUCAUCGUUGGCAUGCGGUGA
Molecule: messenger RNA, 720 nt
Organism: Aphanomyces invadans
Lineage: Eukaryota; Oomycota; Saprolegniomycetes; Saprolegniales; Verrucalvaceae
Exons: 3
Coding region: 1-720 (239 amino acids)
Source: RefSeq, a predicted model, not a curated record